AUGGCUGACAAUGAGAUCAUCUCAACAUUAAACACGAUUUCGAUGUAUAUUAAUAAAAUCUUUCCAAUCAUUCUUCUAAUUGCCGGUACUCUUGGACACACGUGCAAUCUUCUUAUCUUCUCCAAACGUACACAACGUACAAACCCAAUCGCCAUCUAUUUUCUUAGCAGUACUAUUGUCAAUCUUAUUAUUGUUUACAUCGGUGUACUUAUUCGUUAUUUACAAGAUAAUUGGAACAUUGAUCCUGUCAAUAAUGAUCUUAUCGUCUGUCGUAUACGUUCGUUUUUGCAAUAUGUAUCCUUUAGUCUCUCAAAUUGGUACAUUUUAUUAGCAACAGUCGAUCGGUAUUUGAUUAGUUCAGAGAACAACAAUCGCCGGCAGCUGAGUUCAGUGAAAAAUGCCUAUCGUAUAAUCUUUUGUACCACUAUUACAUUCAUGUUACUCUAUUGUCAUGUUCUAAUCCUCUACAACAUUCAAACUUAUCUAAAUAGUAGUAAUAAUUUUCAAAACUACUGUUAUCCUCAGCGUGGUUGGUAUCGGACCUUCAAUGAUGUGCAAUUAUUGAUACAAUUUAGUCUUUUACCACCAAUUCUGAUGAGUAUAUUUAUAACGUUCAUUCUCAAAAAUAUUCACGCAUCGCAUAAGCGUAUUGCGAAUACGGUUGUUGCACAUCAUCACGCACGAAUAAAAAAACGUGACUUACAAUUGAGUAGAAUGUUACUCUUUCAAGUUCUCAUUACGAUUAUUUGCUCUUUACCAUUCGCAAUAUCGCAAUUGAUUACAACCAUGAGCUUAACAUGGACAAAGACUCCAUUGCGUUUAACAAUUGAAGCUUUUCUGGCAUUAAUCGGCCGUCAAUUAGCAUAUAUGAAUUGUUCAAUAUCUUUUUAUAUUUAUACAUUAGCCGGAUCACAAUUUCGUCUAGAAAUUCGACGAACUAUUAACGAUAUAACAAUGGUUCUAUGUCGAAAACGUCUAUUAGAAAAAAGUCGUAUUGAUGUUGAUCGUGGACUAUCUCCUGGCCAUGCUCAAGCUGCAUCAGCUCGUCAGCAAACACAACAACCAAAAGUCGCAGCUAGUAAUCAGAACGAUGUUCAAACGACUGAAAAUCAGAACAAUCAAGUAUAA
This is a messenger RNA of Adineta ricciae, 1128 nucleotides long. The record is from the annotation of a GenBank genome assembly. Lineage: Eukaryota; Metazoa; Rotifera; Eurotatoria; Adinetida; Adinetidae.